CCAUUCUUGUCCCCACCAAGACAAUAACCCAUUUGCCUGAAUCAAUUUAUAGUCAUCAAGACCAACUUGGACACAAACUCUCCCCACCCUUCUUUCAAUCCCCGGCAACAUAUAGACGCACAAGCGAACUCACUCUAGCAUCUUCUGCUGUCUUCCAUGGUUCCGCCAUUCCAAGUUGCAGAACUCCCUCUCAACGAGAAUGAUUCCCAAGACAUGGUCAUCUACCACGUCCUAAACGACGCCACGUCCCAAAGCAACUCCUUCCUCCAGCAUCCGAACCGGUCCGGGUCCGCGCCGGGCGGCGGCGGCGGUGGCGCCCUCCAGCCGUCCCGUGGCAUCGCGAAGAAGCACUACCGAGGGGUCCGGCGCCGCCCGUGGGGGAAGUACGCGGCUGAGAUCCGUGACUCGAUGCGCCACGGGGCCCGGGUCUGGCUCGGGACAUUCGAGACAGCCGAGGAGGCGGCGUUGGCAUACGACCGGGCGGCGUUCCGGAUGCGCGGGGCCAAGGCCCUGCUUAACUUCCCGGCGGAAAUGGUGGCCGCGUCGCUGCCGAUGGAUAGGCGCCGGAGGUCCGGAUCGGCUAAUUCCGACACUAGAGGCGAGACACAUCCGUCAGACUCGGAGGCUGGCGUCGCUGCCGGAGGAGCGUCCCGGGAUGCGGCCACGGACCACCUUGAGAGGAUGAUGGAUGUGUUCGGAGGUUGAGCGGCUCUGGUCACUCACAAGUCACAACUCUUUGCGGGCAACCUGUGCCAUGGAACAUGCGACAAAAGGUUUUAAUUUCUUGGGAAUUAGGACGUUUUUUUUUUUUUGUGGGUGUCGCAUAAGUUUUUCAGGAACAUUUUUUUUUUAGGUCAUCUUGAUUUUCAAUGUGGCCCAAUGUGUGGUCAAUUUUGUCUAAAUGACGAGCAAAAUCACGGCAUCUAUCUCCUGAUGAUUAUAUGUCUAUCGAUUCCUAUUACGACAAAAAUCAAAUGGACCAUAUUGCACAAACUUUGCAAAUACAAUAAGGUAUAGACAUUACAAAGACAAAGUGCAUUUUGUCCAUGCUAGACUUUUUGGUUUGUCGAUUCAUAUGAUGUCUUUUCAAGUUAUUGUACGUCGGCUACAUGAUAUUGUAUA
Messenger RNA from Rhodamnia argentea, 1122 nucleotides. RefSeq names its product pathogenesis-related genes transcriptional activator PTI5-like. The record is from RefSeq and is a predicted model, not a curated record. The coding region runs from base 157 to 705 and encodes 182 amino acids. Gene Ontology annotation, molecular function: DNA-binding transcription factor activity; DNA binding. Gene Ontology annotation, biological process: ethylene-activated signaling pathway; regulation of DNA-templated transcription. NCBI's taxonomy places the organism in Eukaryota, Viridiplantae, Streptophyta, Magnoliopsida, Myrtales, Myrtaceae. The transcript has a single exon.